AUGGAGGCGAUACUGGGGCGUGUAUUGCCUCUCCUACGACGCUUGUUGAAAACAAAAUUCCUGAGCGGUAUCAUUUCUCUGUUGAGCCUCUUGUCCCGAACCAUCAUCACCAUCCGCUAUGGCCCAAAGCAAGACCAUCUGCCCACAACGACGGCCUCAGAGAGCCACGAAGUCGCUGAGAAACCCUCUCUCUCCACCGAAAUAGCGGCAAGCUACCUCCCGUCGUCAGCAGCCGCACUUGGUCCGUAUUUGCAUGCAGGACCCAGCUCCUCACGGGACGUUUCGACGACAACCACGGCAAUCAACCAGGACUCGUACUCCCUGCGCUCGUUAUCGGUGCAUACCAGCCCGGAAAUCACGAUCACCAUUGAGGAUGGCGCAACUUCGCGACCACCGAGCUCUUCGUCGCGCUAUUCGGAUGCUAGCGCCCAUUCCACUGCUUCAGACUCGCAUACUCGGGCAAGCAUAGACGUGGCGCCUCAGUUGCUGGCCGCAGGGGAUACCGCUGGGCCGGUGUCGAAGUGGCUGAACAACAAACGGAUUGCUCCAGCAGCGCCCGACAAGUUCAGCCGAUACUCGCGCCAGAAACAUGUCUCAAACAACAGGACUUAUUUCAGAGUUGAACCUUUGACUAUUGACGGAAGAUCGAAAAACCCUUCACAAGACUGGCAGCUCUGUCUGCAUCCAGAAGGCACCCCGUACUUCUUCCACGCCAAUAAUCGCACAUUCACAGAUGCGAAUCUCUUCGACCAAUCUGUCCUUGCGUUCAUAAACAAACAAAUGAGCGACAUAUUCGACUUUCUUCGUGCUCAGAGCGUGCUCUUGGAUGAUGGUACCGACCUCGUUCUGGACGAGGAGAUUUACGACGACGGAACCAGCGGCUGUCAGUACUACUUCGUUAACCAUGAAGCGCGCUGCAUUUUCUGGGUCGAUCCUGUGGACUCGGAGCUAUUUGAGGAGUCGGAGCUGCUACCAAAUGGCAUACAAUCGCAAUCCCACAUUCGAUAUGUGCUGGAGGAGCAAUACUGGUAUCACUGCGCGCUCUUUCCGCACUCAUUAGAUCCGACACACGCAAUUGUGGACGAGCUAAGGGUGCUGGUGCUGCACUCCAUCACGGACCUGAUCACUUCUGCAACAUCGACGGUCAACAGGAAGAUGGACGAACUCAACCAGAUGAUCAAGGUUAUCAAUAGUCUGGCGAAAAACGUUGGGAAAGGUGAAGAGGAUCAUGCUGGCAUCAGCUUCAUCAUUGGACGGUUGAUGCUCGAUUUUGCUCACGCCCGGGUUUGCAAUUUUUAUGGGGAGCCAGAGGCCCGACUAAACGUGGACGAUUCCGUCUACGAUAUCCAGUCUCAUCGAACACUCCUCAUCAAAAUUCUCACUCCGAUACUUUUCUACGCACCAGACUUUCAUCUGGAAGGGUUGCGCAAAAUUUAUACCGACGGGGUUGUCCGGCAUCGCGGGUGGUCCGAAUUCGUCACGCGUCUCACUAGCGAAUGGCAGGAAUUCAUUCUCUACGCUACGGUCGUGCUCAACGCCAAUGUGGCCUUUUUAUCUAUCCAGAGUGUGGACACAAACGACCAAGUCACUUUGCACCGCUCCCCUACCCAGAUUUCUAGUUACAUGUCCAUGUUGACCAGCAUUGGGGCGAUUAUCAUCGGCCUUCUGUUGCUGAAACAAAAUCGGAAUCGUGAUCGCGGAACCGCACCUGACGCUUCGUUCUAUAUGUUCAACCAAACACAUCCUACUCUCGGUCUUGAAAUUCUCGCCAUCCUCCACUCAUUGCCGUACGCAUUGCUCAUUUGGUCAAUGGUAUCGUUCCUGGCGGCGUUCUCAUUCAUGUGCUUCGACGCUUCCGACCUCAAAACGCGGAGCCUGGUCGCGGUGCUGUUCGCAGCCAUUGCUUCCCUUAUCCUGUGGUGCAUCUUCAACGAUUGGCAGACGAGUGUUAUAGACUGGGAAUGGUUGUUUGUGCUGCUUCAGAGGAGGGUCGAUGAGGGCAUAGCGAGUGCCGCAGAGGCCGCGGCGCGUCCGUCUUGUGUGAAGAGGUGGCGGGAGCGCUGGUUCUGGGAACGUUCCAAGAUGGGGAACCAGUCCACAGUGUAG
Mycena indigotica is the source of this 2106-nucleotide messenger RNA. RefSeq lists its product as uncharacterized. Lineage: Eukaryota; Fungi; Basidiomycota; Agaricomycetes; Agaricales; Mycenaceae. The record is from RefSeq and is a predicted model, not a curated record. The transcript is spliced from 13 exons. Bases 1 to 2106 code for a protein of 701 amino acids.